AUGGAUAUUCAGUCCAAUCUUGGAUUUAAUCUGGAUAUGGGAUCAGGAUAUAGCGUUGAUGUCAAAUAUGCCCUGGAAAAAGAAGUUGGAAAGUUAAAGUGGAGAGAACACAUGUUAGUAGAUUUCAAGGGUAUGAUGUAUGCACACUUCCUAGCUGCAUUGUUAUCAUUUCUAACUGUGUAUUGGUAUGCUGGUAUAUGGCUACUUGUAUUCUUUAUAUACAGUAGUACCCAGUGCCCUUCUUAUUCUCACAUCAUUGGAUUUGUGGGUGCAUCUGGCUUCUGGCACAAGAGAUACAUGAUAAUAUAUGGUAUAUUUUCACUAGUAAUAUUUGGUGUGUCAUUGGGACUGGCAAUAAAUAUACUCUUCCAGAUAUUGACCCAUGGUUGUGCUGACUGGGAGUUUACUGGUGGCUGUUCUCAUCAAGUUGUUUAUUCAUUUGUUUUUUUUGCCAUGCAUUUCAUCUUUGUGUUCAUUUCCAACAUCUUGUCUUGGAUGUUGUUGCAUAAUUUCCGCUUCAAUACUGGUGACAUUCUGGAGAAGUAUCUAGUGUUGACGAGAGAUAUUGAGAAAGUCAUUGCAUCGGCAAAAUCUGGAAAAAUUAAAGAACAACGCAAUGCUGCGUUUGAACUUGCCAGCUUAGCCACUACUGGUGAUGACAGUAAAUUCAGGAUUGUUACAGAAGGCGGUCUGGAAGUAUUGAUCUCGCUUGGCUUGUCACCAGAUGAAGCAACCCAAGAAUACGCAGCAGAGGCCAUUGCUGAACUGUUGACAGUACCAGCUAUACAGGACCAGUUUGUUGAGAUGGGUGGUGUAUCGACUCUGACUACGUUGCUUCAUUCCAACGAUCAGCGGAUUGUACAGGAAGCAGCCACAGCGUUGUCUUACAUUGUGUCUGAUUCCGAAGAUAACAAACCACAUAUUGUAUCAGAUCGAGGAAUGGAUGAUAUCGCACACGCUGCUAAAAAUGGAUCUGUCGCUACACAGAGAAUUAUUGCUGGCGUUUUCUUAGAAUUGGCAUUCAACGCUGACAUCAGAGCCCAAAUGUCUCAUAUGAAUACACCAGCAAUAGCAUUGAUUGAACUGUGUAAGAGUAAAGAUAAUGAAACUCAACGACUGGCAUUACAAACUUUGGAAUUGAUAGCUAUUGAAUGUGCUGAUGUCAUAUUCUUCCAGGAUAACAUGUUGGAUAUUUUACUUGGCUUAGCAACAUCAACACUGGAUGAAGGUAUAUAUCUACUUGCUGGCAAGAUAUUGUUGUACUAUGCUGAAAACACUGAUACAUGUAGCCAAUUGUUGGCUAAAGAGAAUCUGAAAGAUUCCCUGUCUCAGUUUGCAAAGACAUCAGACCCAAUAUUACAGAAAGUAGUGGCAAAGAUUGUCUUAUCAACAGUAGAAGAACCAAGUCUUGCCAUUCGUGCUAAGGAAAUGAGUUUACAAGAUAUCCUGGUGUACAUACGUGACAAUGCCGCAGAUCGUGAUGCUUGGAAUAUGGCAGACGAAGGAAUACAGAUAUUCGCUACUGAUGAUUUCUUCCGUUUACAACCACAUCCUGGGUCUAGCUCUGACAGUAUGGGUUCUCUGUCCAGUAUCACAAAGCGACCCAUCAUGGCUAGUUCAAGUAGUCUCACUGCUUAG
Molecule: messenger RNA, 1638 nt
Organism: Saccoglossus kowalevskii
Lineage: Eukaryota; Metazoa; Hemichordata; Enteropneusta; Harrimaniidae
Molecular function (GO): protein binding
Source: RefSeq, a predicted model, not a curated record